AUGGACGAUGUUUUGCGUGCAGAUGUAAAAGCCAAAGAGAUCGCGGUAUCCUGUUGUUCUGCAGUCGAACUUGGAGCAGUUGUUGUCGGCAGUGCCGUCUAUGAAGUGUUCAUGGAGCUGCCAGAAUGCGAACUUCUGAACGAAGCUAUGGUUUCACUGAAGCGAAAACAGGAUAAUCUGCCGCCUAAAAGAGCUCUGCUAUGGAUGAAUGAACACAUGUCAAUGGAGCAAAAAGAAAAGUGUCGGCUCAUGGAAUAUCAUGACAUGCGGUUGUUCUUGGCACGAUGUCCUAUAAACAUUCUUUCCAAUACAAUAUUCAAACCGUUUUUGCCUAUUGUGAAGAACUUUCUGCUCAAGAAACUGUUUUUGUUCACCAACAAGAGUCCACUGUACAGGAUUCUUCCAGAAUUCCCAUCAGAACGGCAUUUGCCGGGGAUAGUGAAUGCUCUUGGCCCAAUGGAACAACUCGCCGAGAAAUAUCCACAUCUGGCACGCAUGAAACACGAAAUGAUAUUUAACAUCAUGGAUUUUGCGAUAAGAUAUUGUCUGGAUUGGAUUUGCGAAUUACUGUUGUUAGAGUGCGACAACAAAGGAAAAGUCAAGUAUUACUGCCCCCGUGUCGGCCAGGGAAAGCGAAAAAACUCUACUGGAAAGAAAUCAAAGCGAGCAAACAGAAGCCAGGAAAGCUCAUCACGAAAAUCAGACGUACUUCAGCCUAAAACUGAUAAUGAUGAUAGCGGUUGGGAAACCCAAAUGAUGACGAAUUCUUCGUCAACGAACGUAUCUAAUUUGGAUUAUCUGAAAGAGGAGCCUGUCGCAAAGCGUGCGAAAGUGAAAGUAAUCAAACUCAAGGAAGAAGAAGAAGAAACGCAUAAGCCUUCAAUCGCUCCGUCAUCUUCUGGAACUGUAGUGCAACAUCCACAGAAACCAGAUAGUCCACAGUUCACGUCUCAAAAAAGUUUGGCAUGUCUCAAAUCUAUCGAUGUGCUGAUAUACUACCAUUAUGACAUAUGGAAUGUAUACAUAUACUUUGUCAGCUCUCCCUUCAAAGGCAGGAAACAUCGAAAGAAGAGAAGCAAACCGGCACCUGACAGAGAGUUGAAUAGGAGAGCCAGCCGUUGUCCUGGAUGCUCAGUGCGAGUUAAUGAGCAAAGGACGUUCAACGAACAUUGUUGUGAAGCACACGGUGAAGAAUAUGCAAUCAGAAGUGAACGUUUCAAUUCAGAAGAUGAGUUCUUUAGAUGGAAAAGGGAGCUAGAAAAAGAGCAUCAGACGUGUUGGUAUUUGGGCAGGAGUAACAAGUUUGGCCCUUUUGUGAGGAGACACUUCUUCUGUUACAGUUGCCGUGCACCUUUCGAAAGCAGUUCGUCCAAAAUUUGUACCUCAUUUAUAACGGCCACGUUUUGUAGAAGGAUUACAGUUCGAUACUGCAUUGCACAUUUUGGUCAUCGAACGACUAAUUUUGUGGACCAUCAAGAGUCGGAUGACUACGUGGCUGAUGGAAAUCCUGUCAAGUGCGAGUCGUCAACAGUAGAAAACUCAGAUCAGCAGCAGAGCAGUCGACAGUAG
Messenger RNA from Necator americanus (New World hookworm), 1569 nucleotides. RefSeq lists its product as uncharacterized. Lineage: Eukaryota; Metazoa; Nematoda; Chromadorea; Rhabditida; Ancylostomatidae. The transcript has 17 exons. The record is from RefSeq and is a predicted model, not a curated record. The coding region runs from base 1 to 1569 and encodes 522 amino acids.